AAUUAGAUUCAUCUUUCCUUUUCCCGAUCCUACACAUACCAAUUCAUACACGUUUAUUUAUACAUAUAUCUAUAUUUAUUAUAUCUAUAGAUACACGUACAUAAACCUCAUUAUAAUCAUAAAAUUAAUUUAUAAAUUGAUUUGAUCGGAGUUGGAAGGAGUGAUAAAUAUGGCAACAUCGGAGCAGUUAAUAACUGCCGGAGGAAGUGGAUCUCAUCACUAUGUUCAAAUGCAAUCUGAGCCGUCCAGAUUAUCGUCGUUUUUCUCGUUUCAUCAAAAUCCGCCGGAAACUACUAGAAUUUUCGAUGAGUUACCUAAAGCCACAAUUGUACAUGUUUCUCGACCUGACGCCGGUGAUAUUAGUCCUAUGCUUCUUUCAUACACUAUUGAUUUCCAGUACAAACAGUUUAAGUGGCAGUUAGUGAAGAAAGCUUCACAUGUGUUUUAUUUACACUUUGCAUUGAAGAAACGUGCUUUUAUUGAGGAAAUUCAUGAGAAACAAGAACAGGUUAAAGAUUGGCUUCAAAGUCUAGGAAUAGGGGACCACCCAGCAGUAGUGCAUGAUGAUGAUGAUGAACUUGAUGACAAUGUAGUGCCAUUAAAUAACGAGGGAAGUGUUAAAAAAAGAGAUGUUCCAUCAAGUGCAGCCCUUCCAAUGAUACGUCCAGCACUUGGAAGGCAACAUUCCAUUUCAGAUCAAGCAAAGACUGCAAUGCAGGAAUACUUGAAUCAUUUUCUUGGGAAUCUGGAUAUUGUAAAUUCCAGAGAGGUCUGCAAGUUUAUGGGGGCUUCUACAUUAUCCUUUUGUCCAGAGUAUGGCUCCAAGCUAAAAGAAGAAUAUGUGUUAGUGAAGCAUUUAGCAAAAAUUCCCAAUAGGGAUGAUGACAGAAAGUGUUCUGCUUGUCUCUGGUUUAAUUGCUGUGAUGACAAAUGGCAAAAGGUAUGGGCUGUAUUGAAACCUGGAUUCAUAGCCCUGCUAAAAGAUCCAUUUGAUGCCGAGCCAUUGGACAUAAUUGUUUUUGAUGUUCUGCCCCCUUCAGAUGGGAAUGGAGAAGGUCGGAUAUCGUUGGCAAAAGAAAUCAAUGAACAUAAUCCCUUGCGCCAUUCGUUUCUGGUAUCAUGUGGAAGCCGAAGCAUAACGAUUAGAAGUAGAAAUAAAGCUAAAGUCAGGGACUGGGUUGCUGCAAUUAAUGAUGCUGGACUUCGUCCUCCUGAAGGUUGGUGUUAUCCUCAUCGUUUCGGUUCCUUUGCUCCACCUCGUGGUCUGACAGAUGAUGGUAGCCAGGCUCAAUGGUUUGUUGACGGUCGAGCAGCUUUUGAAGCAAUUGCAUUGGCAAUUGAAGGGGCAAAAUCAGAGAUAUUUAUGUGCGGGUGGUGGUUGUGUCCAGAACUUUAUUUGCGAAGACCUUUUCAAGCCCAUGCAUCUUCUCGCCUUGAUGCUUUGCUGGAGGCAAAAGCCAAGCAAGGUGUUCAGAUCUACAUUCUCAUGUACAAAGAACUUGCUCUUGCACUGAAAAUUAAUAGUGUCUAUAGUAAGAAAAAGCUGGUUGCUAUCCAUGAAAAUGUUCGAGUUUUACGUUUUCCAGACCAUUUCUCUAGCGGUGUGUAUUUAUGGUCUCACCAUGAGAAAUUAGUUAUUGUUGAUAAUCAUGUUUGCUUCAUUGGUGGACUUGAUCUUUGCUUUGGGCGUUAUGACUCGUAUGAGCACAAAGUGGGCGAUGAUCCUGCUAUGUUUUGGCCUGGAAAGGACUACUAUAACCCACGUGAAUCUGAACCAAAUUCGUGGGAAGAUACUAUGAAGGAUGAGCUUGAUCGUGAAAAAUAUCCUCGUAUGCCCUGGCAUGAUGUCCAUUGUGCGUUGUGGGGACCCCCAUGUCGUGAUGUUGCUCGACACUUUGUUCAACGUUGGAAUUAUGCAAAGAGAAAUAAAGCUCCCAAUGAGCAAGGUAUUCCUCUACUUAUGCCUCAGCAGCAUAUGGUGAUACCACAUUACAUGGCAAACAAUAAAGAACCAGAGGUUGAGAAUUCAACAGUUGCAGAUACUUCUCAUAAAUUAUUGAACAGAGAGGGUUCUUCUUCCUCGGUGUCUUCUGAAGACAUCCCACUGCUAAUUCCCCAAGAGGCUGAUGAGGUGGAUGCUUCUAAUGCUCAACCAAAAAGGAAUGGGUCAAAAGAGUUUCAUGGUCAACCGAGUAGGCCUUCUAGGGUUUCCUUUUCAUUCAUGAAAUCCAAAGUUGAACCUAUAGUCCCAGAUAUGCCAAUGAGAGAUUUUGUGGAUGAACGGCAUAGCUUAAAUCUUGAGCAGGGGUUGUUCUCUGAUGUAGUGGCGCGUUCCGGGAUGGAACCUUCAGAUAAAGAAUGGUGGGAGAAUCAGGAGCGAGGUAACCUCGUUCUUUCUGCAGAUGAAUCUGGACAAGUAGGUCCUCGGGUUGCAUGUCGUUGUCAGGUUGUAAGGAGUGUCAGUCAGUGGUCAGCCGGGACAAGUCAAGUUGAAGAGAGCAUCCACAAAGCUUACUGUUCCCUCAUUGAAAAAGCUGAACACUUCAUUUACAUUGAGAACCAAUUCUUUAUCUCAGGACUUUCCGGAGAUGAGAUUAUACGAAAUCGUGUGUUGGAGUCCUUGUAUAGGCGUAUUUUGAGAGCAUACAAUGAGAAACAAUUUUUUAGGGUCAUCAUUGUUAUACCACUUCUACCUGGCUUCCAGGGUGGUCUAGAUGAUGUUGGAGCAGCAUCUGUAAGAGCCAUCAUGCAUUGGCAGUAUCGAACAAUUUCAAGAGGAAACAGUUCUAUAUUGCACAAUCUCUCUGAUCUUCUUGGUCCUAAAGUUCAUGAUUACAUAUCUUUCUACGGUCUAAGGGCUUAUGGCAAGCUUUCCGAUAACGGUCUAGUUGCCUCCAGUCCGGUGUAUGUGCAUAGCAAGGUUAUGAUAGUCGAUGAUAACACUGUCUUGGUUGGAUCUGCUAAUAUUAAUGAUAGAAGCUUGCUUGGAUUGCGAGAUUCCGAGAUUGGAGUGCUUAUUGAAGAUAAGGAAGUUGUUGAAUCUUCUAUGGGAGGCAAUAAAUGGAAAGCCGGGAAAUUUGCCUUGAGUCUUCGCCUUUCAUUAUGGUCUGAGCACCUUGGUCUUCAAAGUACAGAGAUUAACAAAAUAGCCGACCCUGUGAUUGAUUCUACCUACAAGGAUAUAUGGAUGGCAACUGCUAAUACAAACACCAUGAUUUAUGAAGAUGUCUUCUCUUGUAUUCCUAAUGAUCUUAUUCAUUCCAGAUCAUCUUUAAGACAAUGUGUGACUGAAAGAAAAGGAAAAUUGGGACAUACUACCAUUGAUCUAGGAAUAGCUCCGGAGAAGCUUGAAGCAUAUGAAGAUGGAAAUGUGAAGGCGAUCGAUCCAAUGGAUCGAUUACAAGCAGUGAAGGGACAUCUGGUUUCUUUCCCUACAGAGUUCAUGUUGAAAGAAGAUUUAAGGCCCAUGUUUAAAGAAAGCGAGUAUUAUGCGUCGCCUCAAGUUUUUCAUUGAGUUGAAGCUGGCAUAAUACCAUAAGAGUUAGAUGACACGAUGACGAGCAAUUGUGUUUCAUCCUUGCAGGGAAAAACGUAAAUAGUUAUAGUACAUCAGAUAGUGCUCUCUGUACCCUUGUUGUUUUGGGUUCUAGGGACGAGGCACAAUAGAACCUUUAAACAAGCACAUAUGAUCUACAUUCAUAUUGGGACUCAAUAUCGUAGAUAACAAUAUAUUUUCCCUAUUCUUGGGAAGUUGCAGCCUACAAAUUGCACCGUGAAUGGGUUUUCUGGAGUUAGCUCAUACGACCCCGCAUCAUGCCUUGAUCCCAACCACUGUAUCUAGUAACCAGCAGGGUAUUCUUGGCUCAUGACAGGCACUCCGUUCACUUAAACCACCGUAUCUAGCAACAAGCAGGUCUGGUGACUUGAAUUUGUUCUUUUGGGUAUGAUUGUAUUAAGGUUGCAACUUGUGUAAAAGUUAAGGUCUUAAUUGACAAACUGUACCACAAACCUCAUAUUCUACCAAUAUACAUUCCUUUUCUUCUCA
Messenger RNA from Erigeron canadensis, 4045 nucleotides. RefSeq names its product phospholipase D zeta 1. NCBI's taxonomy places the organism in Eukaryota, Viridiplantae, Streptophyta, Magnoliopsida, Asterales, Asteraceae. The transcript has 20 exons. Gene Ontology annotation, biological process: intracellular signal transduction; phospholipid catabolic process; phosphatidic acid biosynthetic process. Bases 170 to 3514 code for a protein of 1114 amino acids. The record is from RefSeq and is a predicted model, not a curated record. Gene Ontology annotation, cellular component: plasma membrane. Gene Ontology annotation, molecular function: D-type glycerophospholipase activity.